This is a messenger RNA of Kickxella alabastrina, 1045 nucleotides long. RefSeq names its product Der1-like family-domain-containing protein. Gene Ontology annotation, molecular function: misfolded protein binding; ubiquitin-specific protease binding. The record is from RefSeq and is a predicted model, not a curated record. NCBI's taxonomy places the organism in Eukaryota, Fungi, Kickxellomycota, Kickxellomycetes, Kickxellales, Kickxellaceae. The transcript has a single exon. Gene Ontology annotation, cellular component: Hrd1p ubiquitin ligase ERAD-L complex; endoplasmic reticulum membrane. Gene Ontology annotation, biological process: endoplasmic reticulum unfolded protein response. Bases 106 to 939 code for a protein of 277 amino acids.
CUUUCGUUUAUACAACUAAUUUUAAUUUACGCUCUCUUGUACAAUAUUGCAUUUCCAAUUCUUUUUUUCUUUUUUUUCCAAUCUCAAAUCUAUUUAUUUGCAAACAUGCCCAGCCCACUCGAAGACUGGUACCUGCGCAUCCCCAUAUGCACUCGCGUCUACCUAACCAGCAUCGUCGCAGUCACUCUCGCUGUCCAACUCGACUGGUUCACCCCGCACCAACUCCUCUAUACACCCACAUAUACCUUCAGCAGGGGCGAAUACUGGCGACUUCUCACCACCUUCCUCUACCUAGGUCGUUUCUCCCUGGACAUGUUCCUCAACAUGUACUUUAUCAUCCAGUACUGCCGCGACCUCGAAGAAGGCUCCUACCUUACAAGGCCGGCGGACUUUGCCUACCAUAUGGUGCUCCUGGGAGUCACCCUGUUGGUCGUUGGGCCAAUAGUUGGUGCGUACUUUUUGAGCCAUAUGUUUGUCACCGCAUUGACUUAUAUUUGGUCUAGGUACCAUGCCCAUAUUUUCAUUAACUUCAUGGGGCUCAUUACCGUACCUGCCGCAUAUUUCCCUUGGGCGAUGGUUGCUUUUUUGUUGGUUGUCGAGGGCGCGUGGCCGGUUAAUGAGUGUGUGGCGAUGGGGGUGGGUCAUUGCCUGUGGUUUUUGGCCGAUGAAUGGCCGAAGAGGCCAGAGAGUGGCGGAAAAACUUUAAUUUCUGCGCCUGCUGUUCUUUGUCGCUGGUUGGGCCAGGAUUUGCCCAGGAACGAGACUGAUGAUGAUGAUGAUGCUGCUGUUGUUGAGGAGCCGCUGCCUGCCUAUGCUGAGCCAAAUCAUCAACGCAAUGAGGAUGUGAAUGUGGCUCAGGAUAAUAUUGAUGACGAUGACGAUAACCGGACGUUGUUGCGCCGCAGAGCACCCGCACUCAACACACAAGACCACAACUAGAAGAAAAACAUCUUUCUUCCAUCUCCACCAUAUAAUCUUCCUUCAUUUCAUUAGCUGCAUCAAUACAAUACAUUACAAUUUAUUUUUAUAUUUAUUUAAAUAUAAA